AUGAUGAUCCCAAGCGUUAUUGCGCCUCCUGCCUUCUACCCCGGGCUGUACCGGCCCGCCGCGGCUCUCCCGCUCCACCAGACCCUGCCGUCGGCCUUCCAGACCCACUCCAGCUUCUUGGUGGAGGAUCUGCUGCGGAUAAGCCGUCCCGCCGCCUUUAUAAACCGGACUGUCCCGUCAGCGAGCGCCUCCGUGCCAACAGCCACCACCACCGUGUCCACCGGCGGCGCGCCGGAGCGCACGGUAGCGGCGGGUACGGGGACGCGCGAAUCGUGCUCACCUAAAACAUCGGUGCCGAACAGCAAGGACCCGAGUUUUCUCAAGUUUGGAGUGAACGCCAUCCUCGCACCCUCACCAAAGACGGCGUCCUCACCCCCUGCAGUCCACAGUCUGAACACCAAGACCUUCCCCAUCCCCUGCUUUGACGCAACCUUUCAUCCCAUAUUCAGGGCGCCUUAUUUACCAGCAUCUUCAUCCGUUGUUCCAAUCCCGGGGACUUUUUCGUGGCCCUUGGCAGCCAGAGGAAAACCCCGGAGAGGGAUGCUGAGGAGGGCGGUGUUCUCCGACGUGCAGCGCAAAGCCUUGGAGAAAAUGUUUCAGAAACAGAAAUACAUCAGCAAGCCCGACAGGAAGAAGCUGGCAUCUAAACUUGGCCUAAAAGACUCGCAGGUAAAAAUUUGGUUUCAGAACCGACGGAUGAAAUGGAGAAAUUCCAAGGAACGAGAGCUGCUGUCAUCCGGUGGAUGCCGCGAGCAGACGCUGCCCACCAAAGCCAACCCGCACCCGGACCUCAGCGAUGUGGGCAAGAAGUCCUCAGCCGAGGACGAAGAGGAAGAGGAAGAAGAAAAGGAGUUCGGAACAGAGAGAAUGAGGGCGGCAGGUUCCACCAUCUCCUCUCCCUCCCUCUCCAGUAAGCACUCGGAUUUCUCGGAGUCAGAUGAAGAGGAGAUAACAGUAUCUUAA
Pelmatolapia mariae (spotted tilapia) is the source of this 963-nucleotide messenger RNA. RefSeq names its product developing brain homeobox 1a (gene dbx1a). Gene Ontology annotation, biological process: cell differentiation in spinal cord; regulation of transcription by RNA polymerase II. Gene Ontology annotation, molecular function: DNA-binding transcription factor activity, RNA polymerase II-specific; DNA binding. The record is from RefSeq and is a predicted model, not a curated record. Lineage: Eukaryota; Metazoa; Chordata; Actinopteri; Cichliformes; Cichlidae. Bases 1 to 963 code for a protein of 320 amino acids. The transcript is spliced from 4 exons.